Messenger RNA from Pseudoliparis swirei, 3187 nucleotides. RefSeq names its product SH3-domain GRB2-like 1b (gene sh3gl1b). Gene Ontology annotation, molecular function: protein binding. The coding region runs from base 857 to 1705 and encodes 282 amino acids. The transcript is spliced from 9 exons. Gene Ontology annotation, biological process: synaptic vesicle uncoating. The record is from RefSeq and is a predicted model, not a curated record. Lineage: Eukaryota; Metazoa; Chordata; Actinopteri; Perciformes; Liparidae. Gene Ontology annotation, cellular component: presynapse; glutamatergic synapse; cytoplasm.
UUCAAGAAGCAGUUUUACAAAGCCAGCCAGAUGGUAAGUGAGAAAGUCGGAGGUGCUGAAGGAACGAAACUAGAUGAGGACUUCAAAGACUUGGAACGGGUAAGAUGGGCAUCUUGUUGUGGUCUGAAAAGAGCAACAUCUCCCUUCCAAAGCCGUCGGUUUGACACACAGUAAACACACGUACUGCUGCUUCUGUGGGACAUCGGGUCUGAAUGUUUACACCCCAUUUAUAGCCAUAUACCCACAUUUUAAAAUGGGCACUGUUGCCUCACAACAAGAAGGUCCCUCCCACCACCAACACCUGGAUUUCCUUCGGUGGGGUGCGCGUUAAAGCCAAUGCCCAAAUCAUCAUGACAUCAUAAAAUCUGAUUGACGCACCAGAUCUGUCGGGUCACCAACUAGAUUGAAAAGCCAGAAUAAUUUAAUACAUUUUCCAUGAAUGAAAUGUCUGUUCCACUUCUGUCCAUCCUGGGAGAGGGAUUCAUAUUAUCUUCAUUUAAAGGGGACCAUGUACAGUUAAAACAUAAAUGUCACCAUUUGAUGCACUUUACCAGAUUUUAGCUUCAGCUAAUUUGCAUCUGUAGUCCCUUGACGGACCAUAACAAACAUAAACUAUUAAACAAUAACAAAUAGUACAGGAUAUAUACACACAAUGCAAAGCUACAACUUAUUAAAAUCCCUCCUCUGUGUCUCUCCCUGAGGUUUCUUCCCUGGUAAAAGGCUUUUCCUGCACCGAUGUGAGGGUCCUCGGACACAGGAGCCCAAAGUCGAUGUGACCAGUAAAGCGGUCGUGGAGGUAAUCUCCAAAACAUCAGAAUACCUGCAGCCCAAUCCAGCAUCGCGGGCCAAACUGUCCAUGUUGAACACCAUGUCAAAGAUCCGGGGUCAGGUGAAGAACCCCGGCUACCCUCAGGCGGAGGGGCUGCUCGGGGAAUGUAUGGGCAAGUAUGGACGGGACCUCGGAGAGGACACUAACUUUGGCGGAGCGCUGGUCGAUGUUGGAGAGUCCAUGAAGAGAUUGGCAGAAGUCAAGGACUCUCUGGAUAUCGACGUCAAACAGAACUUCAUUGAUCCACUGCAAGGGCUCUGUGACAAGGACCUCCGAGAGAUACAGCAUCAUUUGAAGAAGCUGGAAGGCCGCCGCUUGGACUACGAUUACAAGAAAAAGCGCCAGGGCAAGAUCCCAGAUGAAGAGCUCCGACAGGCCCUCGAGAAGUUCCACGAGUCAAAGGAAGUGGCCGAGACGAGCAUGUACAACCUGCUGGAGACUGACAUAGAGCAGGUGAGCCAGCUCUCAUCCCUGGUGGAGUCCCAGCUGCAGUAUCACAAACAGGCCGUGCAGGUGCUGGAGGAGCUUUCUGUAAAACUUAAAGACAGGAUGCGUGACGCGACGACGCGACCACGGCGUGAAUACACACCCAAACCCAAACCCAUCUAUGACUUCGGAGACGACAACCAUUCAAAAAACGGCUACGCAACCUCAAUGGCCCCUCCCCCUUCACGCAACUCUGCCCCGGAGCAGCCGUGCUGUAAGGCGCUUUACGACUUUGAUCCAGAGAACGAGGGAGAGCUGGGCUUCCGAGAGGGCGACGUCAUCACCCUGACCAAUCAGAUCGACGAGAACUGGUACGAGGGCACGCUGAACAGCCAGUCGGGAUUCUUCCCCCUCAACUACGUGGAGGUCCUUGUUGCGUUGCCACACUAAUAUAUAUAUAUAUAUAUAUAUAUAGAGGGCAAAGGAGGAGACUGAUGGAGAGGAGGAGGAGAGAGCAAGUAGAGUUAGAGAGGGCGGAAAGCGAAGCCACGGGCCGCUCCGCAGAAUAUUCCUGUUCACCUUCCGCUCCGACGUCACCAUCGCAGACGAGCACUUUUUUCCCGGAGAAGAAGUCCAGACCAGAAUUUCAACCCGUUUCCACCCAAAGGUAAAACAAAAUCUCGAGAUGGACACGAAAUGGCGUCACCCGUUAUCUGGCAGUCGCAAACAUUUCCCGAGGACCAACUGUUGACACAUUUACAAGCCUUGUUUGCCUUUUUUUUUAAUUGCAAAUUACUGAUCUCCUAAAUAUGACUUGUAUGAAAUCUGGUGAUUAUGAUGGGGUGCCACAUUUCGUAUUGUCCGUUUGGUGUGAACGCCAUGUGGAACUUGACUGAAUAUUAUCCUCAUUUCAAGUCUGAAAACAUUGUGCCCCUUAAAUACUCGAGCUCGUCUCUUGAUGCCACCUGCUGGUGAGAUUGAGAACUACUUUUACUGAAACUUAAACUACACACGACUAGAGAUGUAGUUUCACUAAUUAUCUCAACAUUUUUUUUAAAAUCAUUAUAAUGAGAAAUGAGACCAAAUUAGUGCCAGAUUCAGGUUUACUAUUUGUAAUGCUCUUUUCAAAGAUCUAUCUCUAAGCUGUGCUGAUGGCUUCAGACACUGGUGUCCUAAAAAUGUUUCAGUAUGCGAGUCUCAGUUUUUUUUAAAAAGUAGAACUGCUUUCGGAAUAUGUGAGAAGAUGAUUUGAAAUUGCACCUUGGUCCUCAAAUGAGAUUUGUGUGUGUGUGUGUGUGUGUGUGUGUGAGACAGACCUACUCCACCAUAACACACAGACCCAAAGUUAAAUGCAGACGUUGCACCUGUUUGUCACUCAAGGGAGGCGUGUGUUUGUUGUUUCGAGGUUGUCUGUUCGAGAGGAGGCGGAGCCAAAAAAGUCUUUAUGAAAUGCAAUAGAAGCAUCUCUCGUGGUGCGCCUGUUCGUCAAACUAAGUAUUCUGUAACAUAGCCAUAUAUUCAUUUAGUUUAAGGCCUGCAUGUUCAGCCUUUUCCUUUUGUGGGGUCUUUUGACCCGUUCUAGGCGAAUAGAUGACGCUGCUGGUCAGCCUUUCAUAUUCAUCAAUGAGUAUCCCACUAUUUCUGUCUGCCCUUGUGUCUUUUUGAGAAUGUCGAACUCCGCUUUGAAACGUAUUCCAACCCUGCGUGAUGUUGAUGAUUCGCCAUGGCUCCGACUCGGUGCGUUUGUCGGAGCGUCGGGCCGAUGCAGACGGCCGUCGUUCCUGUUCACGCGAUCUGUUACGACGAGGCUGGUUUCUUGUUCUGGAUUCAGCCACAGCCCUCACCAGCAGGUGGAGUCUGAUCCGACAUACAGUGUACAGCAUGAGAGGAAAGACCUGGGGUGAAAGGGAACAACAUCAAGAGACGGCAUCA